Chenopodium quinoa (quinoa) is the source of this 1767-nucleotide messenger RNA. Its product is annotated as two-component response regulator ORR25-like. Gene Ontology annotation, biological process: phosphorelay signal transduction system; cytokinin-activated signaling pathway. NCBI's taxonomy places the organism in Eukaryota, Viridiplantae, Streptophyta, Magnoliopsida, Caryophyllales, Amaranthaceae. The record is from RefSeq and is a predicted model, not a curated record. The coding region runs from base 1 to 1767 and encodes 588 amino acids. The transcript is spliced from 6 exons.
AUGAUGCAAGAACGAGCAAAUGACUUCGACCUAGUCAUUGCUGCAAUGGACAUGCUAGAAAUGGACGGCUUUACAUUCCUUAAAAUUGCGAAAAUGGUUUCAGACCACCCUGUUGUCUUGACCACCUAUAAGAAGCUUGAUCCAUUGGCUUUUGAAGCUAUUGAACGAGGAGCUUGCGAGCUUUGCACUAAACCUAUAAAGCGGGAGGAUGCUGAAUAUUUCUGGCAAUAUGUGUUCAGAAAAGAUAGAAAUAAGACUCAAACUGAUAUCAGGAAAACAGGAAAAGAGUUACCUCAGAAUGAGCAACUAACAGGCAUCUCUGCAGGAAAAGGCAAAGAGAUCGCGACUGAGUCUCCUUCGAGUAAUUUAGCAGUUGCAGUUGGAGCUAGCAGGCAUACAGAGAACAACCAGAAGAGAAAAAGGGUGCAGUAUGGUAAUGAGAAAACAUUGAACAAGGAUACAGAAACCUCGACAGGUAGAAUACAGUACAAGAAAAUCAUCAGGUGGAAUACUGGGAUUAAUACUAGGUUUAUGGAAGCACUUAUGAAGGGAAAUGAAGAAGCGAUUGUUCCAGCACAACCAGGGCCAGGAAUUGCAUAUUUAGCUGCUUUAGCUCAGAAAAACAAAGAGCGUGGUGAUCAUCCUACCAAUGUAGCAACUCCAACAAGUGCUUCUGAUACAAUACAAGUUCAGGGUCUUUCGAAUUCUACCAAUAUAGCAACUCCAACAAGUGCUACUGAUACAAUACAAGCACUCCCAGAUGCAAGUUAUGCUAUAACCAAUGCUCAAAGAUCAGGAAAUACUCCAAGGCAACAACCACAAAAUGUAAUCAGCAAUGCCACUGCUAUAAGACAGGGCUAUCGCUUUCUUCAAAAUCAUGGUUUAAGUCUACCAAGUCCUAGAGUUUUAAGUGGCUCUGGAAUUGGACAACAACUCUAUGGCGCCGCUAGACUUAACCUUGGGAAUACGAAUAAUGUCAGCCAGUUUGGAAUGCUAAAUAGAACAAGCUCUAUGAACAAAACUUCACAUUUAUUCAACACCAGUAAUCAAUUGGCAGUUAAUGAGACCACUGGCAAUCAAUCGCUUCUUAGAGGAAGGAUUGAUCAAAUUCGACAUGCAUACUUGAAUAAUCCUGGCACUGAGAAUGCAAGUUCCAUACCAAACUUACAGACUGAAACAGCUGUGUUUUCACCAUCAAGCUGCAACAGAACUGGCUCUCAGUCUGAAAACAUUAGCAAUGGAGAGGUCAGAUGUACAGGCGAGUUGGUGAGCAGACAGACUAAUGUUCAGGGGAAUAAUUCUUUUCCGAAUUAUGGAUAUAAUGGAUCAAGCAUCAUUAAUCCAGGGUCUUCUCCUUUACUAAGUUCAUGCGCACCAUACCUUAAUCAGUUUUCAAAUGCAUCAUCAGAGAAUUAUGUUGAAUCUUUUAUGCAGAAUCCUAGCAACUUACACAGCUUACAGGUCGAAACAACAGGAUUACUUCAGACUCCAGAUGUUCCCAAUUUUAACAGUAAUAACAACAGCCUUUUGCCUUCUUAUGGUUUAGAUAAUCAGGCUAUACAACCUACAAAUGAUUUAGUUGGGAAUAUCCUUCAAGAUGCUGGAGCUACAGGUUCUACUGAAGAGAUCCCGAAUACUGCAGACCCAAGCCGCACUUAUCAGCUUACUGAUGAAGACGAUAUCUUUGAAGCAUUUUUAGCCGAGAUAAACAAUGAUCCAGGCAGUGAUUUUUCGAGCUUGGGCUUCAACACUGGCAAUGAUGCAUGA